CAAGACUUCAGGCAGCUUCACUUUGCGUCCGCUCUACCAUGACGUCGUUCCUGUUGAAUUUAUUUUUGCUGCUUUUUGUGGCGGCCUGUGCUCGCUGUGAGCUACCUCCAUGGCGCCGACAGGCGUUCGCAAAUACCACGAGUUCGAGUACAUUGCCCGACUCCUAUGAUGUGGUAUGGACGUCACAAAGCACGAACUCAUCUGGUUCAAUGCCAGUAGGUGGAGGAGACAUUGGGCUGAAUGCGUGGGCGGAGAAUGGUACUUUUCAAAAGUACUGCUCCAAGUGCAACAUGGCUAACACACGUAGGCACUAUCUUAUUUUAUAUCGCAAAGAGCGGGACUUUCGACGAGAAUAACUCCAUGCUCAAGCUAGGACGCGUCCGUCUUGCCAUGGAUCCUAGCCCUUUCGCCUCCAAUGCUACGUUUGAACAACGACUUAUCCUCAAUGAUGGCUAUGUCACGUUCAAGAUCGGCAACGGUACAGUCGUUUCACUUUGGGUCGAUGUUUUCAACCCAGUUAUCCAUGUCAAUGUCAAGAGUGCGACGAGCGUUGGCCUUACGCUCUCGUACGAGAACUGGCGAUACAAAGAUCGCAUAAUGGUUCCUGGAGAGCAGGCACAAUCGAGCUGGGGAGUCGGAACCUCAGCCCCAGUCUUUCCAAUCGCCCCUUUGACUACCUACGCCGACAAUAUCUCUUUCUCCGGCGACGAUGUCCUGGCCUACCACAGGAACUCACAACUUCCGUUGUGGGAUUUCCAAACAGAGCAGCAGAACCUGACCGAGUACAAGGAUACGCUAUACAACCCGAUGCGCGACAAUACUUUCGGUAUUUUGAUAUCAUCCCCUCAAUUGAGACGUGGCGACGUCACUGAUGGCCACUAUAUCAAUACGGAUUUCAAGGCGUGGAGUCUGGUGUCACCAAGCCCGGUAACGGAGUACGACAUAUCGCUUACCAUUGCCCAAAACCAGACCUCGACACUCGAAGAUUGGAUGGCAUUACUGAAGGACACGGUUAAUACUGCCGCACGUAAUACUCAAGAGGCGAGUAUUUCCUGGUGGAACGACUACUGGAAGCGAUCGUACAUUAUCGUCAAUGAAGACGCUGGCGCGACCGACGGAGGAUUCCAGGUUGGCAAGAAUUACCAGCUCUUCCGAUAUAUGAUGGGCUGUAACGCAUUCGGGCAAUGGCCCACCAAGUUCAACGGAGGUUUGUUUACAUUUGAUCCUGUCUUUGUCGCCUCGGCCAAGGCAUGGACUCCCGACUACAGGAGAUGGGGCGGUGGAACCUUCACGGCACAAAACCAACGACUUCUCUAUUGGCCCCUGCUGAAGAGCGGCGACUUUGACGUCAUGCGAGCACAGUUCGAUUUCUACAAGCGCAUCGAACCCGCUGUUCUACUGCGUGGUCAGCUCGGAUUCAACGUCAACGCCUCGUUCCAUGUGGAGCAGAUCGAUAACACUGGUCUCUCCAAUUUGUACGAAUUCAAUGGUAACUAUUACCGCAACGUCUCAGGGAGCAGAGAGCGACCAGAAGGUUUCCCCGCGGCCAUGGACUUCGGAAGCUAUCAGACUUGGGUACAGGACACAGCGAACGAGUUCAUCGACAUGAUUCUGCAGGCCAAUAUCUACUCUGGCUUCGAUGUCACGCCUUAUAUGCCGUUUAUCGAGAAUCAGCUGCGGUGGUUUGAUCUUUUCUACCAAAAGCUACACACCACAUACGAAGUCUUCCCUCUUACCGGAAACAGCGGUAAAGGCAAACUGGUCAUCUUCCCCGGCUCCGCGGCCGAAACAUACAAAGGUGCCUACAACCCCAGCAGCACCACCUCCGGUCUGAAAAAGUGCCUCACGGACCUCCUCGCCGUCGCGCCCGCCUACACCGUCGGCAGCAAAGAGUACUACACGGGCUUCCUCGCGCGGGUCCCGGACACGCCGCUGCGGGUGCAGCAAGGGCAGAUCUGCAUCGCGCCGGCGCUGGCGUACGACCGCAUCCAGAACUCGGAGAUCCCGCAGCUGUACCCCGUGUUCCCGUGGGGCGAGUUCGGGCUGGGGCUGCCCAACCUGACGUAUGCGCAGAACACGUACGCGCUCGACACGGAGACGCAGGGCGCGCACGCCGACUACGGCUGGAAGCAGGACGGCAUCUGGCUCGCGCGCAUGGGGCUGACGGACGGUGCGGCCCGCGACGCCCUCAGCCGGUUUGCGGACAGCACGACAUUCCGCUUCUCGGCGUUCAAGGGCCCGAAUUUCGACUGGGCCCCGGAUAUGAACCACUACGGCGCCGCCGCGAUAGGGCUGCAGGAACAGCUGCUGCAGACUUUUGCGGGCCGCUCGAUUCGCAUCGUGCCUGCGUGGCCGAAGACGUGGAGCGGGAGGUUCAAGCUGCACGCGCCAUACAACACGACGGUGCAGGGGACGGUGAAAGACGGGGAGGUGCUGGAUCUGGUUGUGGAGCCGGCCGAGCGCAUGGCCGAUGUUGUGUUUGGAACGGCGUAGGAGUUGCCGUCCACGGGGCAAUAGGAGGGGUGGGUGGGCUGCAUACUUCUGGCAAGCCGCGAGGCUGAGCUGAGACUAGAUUACGCUCUGCGCAUCUCGGAGUAAUCGACUCAAAUGCAGUUGCUGCGUCAAGAAAAGGGCCGCUGGAAGGGAAGCAAGUGAAAUCGCUCGUGACGUU
Didymella exigua CBS 183.55 is the source of this 2671-nucleotide messenger RNA. RefSeq lists its product as uncharacterized. The record is from RefSeq and is a predicted model, not a curated record. The coding region runs from base 241 to 2493 and encodes 750 amino acids. Lineage: Eukaryota; Fungi; Ascomycota; Dothideomycetes; Pleosporales; Didymellaceae. The transcript has 6 exons. Gene Ontology annotation, biological process: carbohydrate metabolic process.